AUUAUUCAACAUCGCCAUCUGGAGGUAAAUACAGUUCUUAUGUUAUUGCACCAAAUAAACAACGAAAUCUACCUCCAAUUAUUUAAACCUAGAAGUAACAACUUUUUGAUUAAUAUAAAAGUUCUGAUUCUUAACAUUUGCGGAGUAAAGGAAAUAACCAAGACACGACUUACUGCAAGCCCUGCAAGCUAAUGUGACUAAACUGGAACCAUUUAAAAUGUAGCUGUAUGGCUGACUAAACACUAAACACCGAGAGAUGCAUGCUUGAUUAAUCGCAAAAAUUGUCUAAUUUUCUAUAACGACCCCCGUUUUGUACAAGCUUUCAGGCUGAGUACAAAGUAAAGAUCUUACAAUAAUGAAUUAUCUCACAGGUCAAAGACCGCGCAUAUUUAGUGUCGUCGUCUGCGAUGUGCGUCUGCAGAGACUGCGUGUGACGCAGGCGACCAGCAGCCAAUGGCGGGAGACACACGCGCAGCAGAGUUGCGCAGUUACAUGAUCCCAUCAGUGUUAACAGUGCUUUAUCAACGUCAGCAGUUUUUAACAACAGAGACAACAAAGUCCUGCAUGGUGUUCGAGGGAUUGAGGCGGUUUCCACAUCUUCUGAGUUUACCCACGGUGCCAUUGUGCACCUGAUCGAAGCCAUGCAGAGGUGCUGGGACGUUUACAGCGCACGGGAGCGAUCGCUUCUCUUCCAGAGCGUCCAAAAAGAACUGGAAAGUCACGGUCACUCCUUACCUGUCGAGAAGAUUCGCAGAAAAUGGAAUAACCUCAUCGUUACAUACAAGAGAGUUAAAGAUCGCAGCUUGUUGUGUGGCGGCCAAACAAAGACCUCGUGGGAGUACUUUGAGAUGAUGGAUAAUAUAUUAGGAAAGACUAAGUUUGUUCAGCGAGGCCCUGCUUCAGCCACUCUUGUUGGAUUUGCAACUACAGCCAAAGCAUCUGUAAAGUCUGAGGAUCCUCCAUCCAGCAGUGUUCCGGUGGCUGCGGUGGCCGCUCCGUGUCUGCUUCCCACCGGAAUCAUCACAACCUCUUCCCAGAUCCCGACGCUGGUGACAUCCCCAGUGCUCUGCAAGGUCAGCCCGAAACUGACCGCCAGCCCCUCCUGCAGCACAGACGCACCUCUGCCGUCCCCUUCACCAAAGCCAGCUCCGCCGGUGAACCGCCAGCCUCUGAAGCGGAGGUUACGGCACCUCCGGCUCAACUCCGCCGCCUCUCGUGUCGCUCAGCAGCACGGGCAGGCUGAGGAACGCACUUUACUUCUUCGCAAUUUCCUCAGCGGUCAAGAAGAGCGAGCUCGUUUAGACGAGCAACACCAGCGCAAGACAGAGGCGCGCGAGCGGCGCAGGGAGAGAGCGGCGCGGGCCACGGCUGAUGCCAUGGGCAGGAUGGCGACGGCGCUGGAGCUGAUCUCGUCCAAACAGGACACCAUCAUCGCGCUGCUUCAGAGGCUGGCUGAUAAACACUGAGAGAUCUUCCUGUUUCUCUUCUGCUAAUAUUGCUUUUGAAAAUGAAUUGAAUUUGAUUUGAAGUGUAUGAACUGUAUCCCGUUGUUAAUAGUAUAUUUAAGUCAUUGAUUUGGGGUCCUGGUUACUGUUAAAAGCUUGAAAGCAAAAUGUAAAAACACAAACAUAUGGACUCUUUAACACAUUAUCAUACAGUGCCUAAAAAAAGAUGUUUUCAUGUUUUAUUGUCUUACAACAUUGUUCCACAGAGGGUUUUUAGUUUUGACUGCGAUUUGACACUCAAUAACAGUAUUGUUUAAUGUCAAAUGUUCAGUCACAAAAAUUAUUAUUACAGUUGUAAAUGAAGGGGAAAAAACUCUUUUGGAAGAUGGACAGUUUUAAAAUGAAAAAUAAGAAUAAACUUGUAGUAAUUAUU
Molecule: messenger RNA, 1878 nt
Organism: Ctenopharyngodon idella (grass carp)
Lineage: Eukaryota; Metazoa; Chordata; Actinopteri; Cypriniformes; Xenocyprididae
Exons: 4
Coding region: 642-1466 (274 amino acids)
Source: RefSeq, a predicted model, not a curated record